This is a messenger RNA of Pseudozyma hubeiensis SY62, 2559 nucleotides long. Its product is annotated as monocarboxylate transporter. The record is from RefSeq and is a predicted model, not a curated record. Gene Ontology annotation, biological process: transmembrane transport. The transcript has 2 exons. Bases 1 to 2559 code for a protein of 852 amino acids. Lineage: Eukaryota; Fungi; Basidiomycota; Ustilaginomycetes; Ustilaginales; Ustilaginaceae. Gene Ontology annotation, molecular function: transmembrane transporter activity. Gene Ontology annotation, cellular component: fungal-type vacuole membrane.
AUGUCACCGAGCACCACACAACUUAUCUCUGCUGCCGGGGGUGGCACGCAAGACGCUGCCAUCGAGGCCGAGUUUGUCAAGGGAUGUCCAGCGCUAUUGAUCCCCAACAGCGACGACUGGCAUCCGACGCAACGCGACCUCGAGGCACCUCAGGUGCUUCCUGCUCGUACCUUUGUGGGCAAGCUACGCACCAUGUUUGCCCAGUCGGCGGGGAAGCCGCUCAAAGUAACGCCGGGUUCGUUCGACAGGCCCGCACCGCCUCUUGCCCUCGACUCCAACCCCCUUUCGCCUACCUAUUCUCCCUUUGCUGCCUUUUACCUUCCUGGCUCGUCCAAAAAGCACGUGCAGGAAGGGUUCGAGCCGCGCUAUCCAGCACGCAUCAUGGUGGACCACGACGUGAGCGCUGUGGAUUGGGAUCGAUUCCUGGUCAAUAUUCGCGUCGCCGGUGCUCUGCGUGGACACGAGCAUCUGAUCGCCAACGUCAUUCCGGCACCGCUCAUUGUGCUGAAAGCGGCGUACGGAAACUACUUCAUCACAAAGGCCAUCAUGAACGCCUUCAAGAAGCGUCACAUUCCCGAGGUGCUCGCUCUCGUCGAAACCUACCAGCAUCGGUUCUUCCAGCCACGGGGUCUCGACGUCUUUGUCGCCACUGGCACAAGGCGUAUCUCGGGCCACUUCCCUGGAGACACGUCCUACAUCGAUACGCCUCCGGUUGAGCUUGGGAUGCCUCUCGACGACAGUAGCUCAAGCUCUAGCUCCAGCUCCAGCUCUAGUGGCAGCAGCAGCAGCAGCAGCAGCGAUUCCUCCGAUUCUGAUGACGACCAAGAUCUGCGACGCCUUCCAAAGGAACAGCGUAAGCAGAUCUUGGCCGAACGAAAGGCAGCCAAAGGAGGUAAACUUUCGAAGAGGCAAAAGAAGAAGCUCACCGGCGAGCAGCUGGCUCAGGCACGAGAGCGUCGAGAGCAGAUCAAGCAAGCCAAGAUCGACACGAUUGAGCGUCGUAGGAUCGCCAUUGGAGAAGAGCAAGGAGAGGGGUUCAAGAACUUUAAAAAGCACGGAAAGGAUCGCAUCGUCGUUCAGCCGCAACUGGUAGCUGCGCCUCAGCCUGGUCCCGAUUGGAUUCGAAAGAUGGAAGCGCAGGAGAAGAGUCCAGUACAAGCAGAAAACAUGCCUGGAUCCACCUCGUCUCGUCAUCGCGGUCAAGACUUGUCGUCUCGAUCGGGCGACCAACCCCACUUUCCAUCUCAAGAUCGCGAAGCAGCUGCUGACGACGACAACGACAGCACCAAUGCUGAUGCAUCGGAUGGAGGGCUCGUGGUGGACCGUGGAGCUCGUGCGUGGGCCACGGCCGGCGGAUGCUUCCUGGCCAUGUUUGCCACCCAAGGCUACGUGGCCGGGUACGGACCCUAUCAAGCCUACUACGAGUCGAUCUUUCCUCAGGUCUCGCCGUCCGACAUCAGCUGGAUCGGGAGCAUCAUGCUGAGCGCCGGAUACCUCUUCGCCAUCCCUGCUGCCAUCAUGACCGAUGUGCUCGGUCCUCAACCCACACUUGCUGUGGCAUCCGUGUUCGUCGUAGUGGGUACGGUCAUGUCGAGCUUGGCGCGAAGCUUCUAUCAGGUAUUGCUGUCGCACGGCAUUUGCGUAGGCAUCGGCAUCGGUCUCGCCUUCCUCCCAACGGUAUCGCUGCCCAACCAGCAUUUCAAGCGGUAUCGCGGCGUCGUAGUGUCGGUCGCUCUCGGCGGCAGCUCGAUCGGCGGUGUCGUGUGGCCGAUCAUCUUCAACCGCAUGAUCAACUACUCGCGCGUCUCCUACGCAUGGACGCAGCGAGCCAUGGCUUUGAUCCAGCUCGUGUGUCUUGCAGCCUCGGUGCUGAUGGUCAGACCCAACGUCAAGGUUGCGGCUAGUCGCAAGCUGCAGAUGAGCUCGUAUCCCGUCGGCCGAGCGCUGAAGAGCCUCCAGGUGGAUGCAUUUUUCGUGGGUGCACUGCUCUGCCUCGCCGGCGUCUACGUUCCCAACUUUUACAUGGUACCGUAUGCGCAGGCAUUGGGAGCCACGCCCACCACCGCCUUCUACCUCACAUCGCUGCUUAGUGCAAGCACCUUUAUCGGUCGAUUCGUAUGGGGAGGCGUAUCCGAUAGGCUGGGUCACUCCAACACUCUUGUGUUCUGCACCGUCAUCUCGGCCGUCAUGGUCUUUACCUGGUCGAGCACCACCAGCAUGGCCGGCCUGUGGGUCUGGGCGAGUUUAUAUGGACUCUUUUACGGUCCGGCGAUAUCUUUGCAGACACCGGCGCUGAUUCUCAACGUUCCCGGUCGCCACGAUGUGGACAAGCUCAAGGUGUUGCCCACGUACAUUUCCCUCAUGUGCACCAUUGGCUCGCUGGGUGCGCUCGGCGGCAACCCGGUGGCAGGCCGCCUUCUCGCCAACAACACUCGCGGAUCUGCACCAGAGCCGCACGAUUACCACAGCAUGACGUGGUUUGGUGGCUCACUGUUGCUCGUCAGUGCGGCACUGUUUGCCUACGCACGCUUGAGCGCCACAAGACAGGUGAAGGCGUAG